CAGCUUAACGCCGCUUGUACCGUCUGGCGUCAGCAUCUGGUGCUUCGACUCCAUACCUUGCCAUUUGACUUGUGAAGAAAAACGAUGAACCUCGCUGCAAGAGUUCCACAGAUUUUGUCCUCGUCGAGAAGACAGAUAGGCUCUCGGUUUGCGAGCAGCAGCAAGAGCAGGACGAACACAAGCUUGAAGUCGCGGACGUAUCACUCUGAGUCAUCUACAACCUCGUUCAGGACAGCAUCCACUCCCUCAGGUCUCCUCAGGAGUGUUGCUUGCGCACAACAUGAUGUAUUGGGUUUCCAGAGACGGAGUAUACACGUUAGUGCAGUCAGGCAGCACGGAUCCUUGACGAGGCCUGCGCCAGGCACUGGAAUCAAAGUGCACUGGAAAGAUUCAAAGGGAAACCUCAUCAAAACGACGGAGGCGAACGAGGGAGAUGAUUUGUUAAGCAUAGCGCACGAGCACGACAUCGAUCUUGAGGGUGCAUGCGAAGGCUCAGUCGCAUGCUCGACCUGUCAUGUAAUUCUCGAGCCGGAACGUUACGAUAUGCUUCCAGAACCUGAGGAUGAUGAAAACGAUAUGCUCGACAUGGCAUUCGGCCUUACAGACACAUCGCGCCUGGGAUGUCAGGUGAAGCUCACAAAGGAGCUCGACGGCAUGACUGCGACGCUGCCGAGCGCGACGCGGAAUAUGUUUGUUGAUGGCAAGAAGUCAGCACAUUAGCAUGUCACACGACGAACUGUUAUGUUACGAUCUACGAUCUACUAUUUGUGCGCUAUUGCGCAUAGUUAUGGCUCGUCGCAGAACGUCAUCCCUAC
Molecule: messenger RNA, 815 nt
Organism: Phanerochaete carnosa HHB-10118-sp
Lineage: Eukaryota; Fungi; Basidiomycota; Agaricomycetes; Polyporales; Phanerochaetaceae
Exons: 6
Coding region: 85-720 (211 amino acids)
Biological process (GO): P450-containing electron transport chain; positive regulation of oxidoreductase activity
Cellular component (GO): mitochondrion
Molecular function (GO): 2 iron, 2 sulfur cluster binding
Source: RefSeq, a predicted model, not a curated record